ACAGGAGAGUGAGGGAAAGCGAUUUCUCGUCGUGGUGGCUCGUUUCGGCUGCGCUAGAUUCGUUAAUAUAUUUCUCGGAAUUCGUCCGCAGCCUCCCCGGAAUCGGAUCGAGUGGCAUUUCCCAACCGGAAGUGAGUGGAUUCUACCGAAGGGUGUUUGUUUUCGGUGCGGUGUGAGGCGCGAACCGCGGCAACUUUUCCCAAUAAGAAAUUCCUUGGGUUAACGAAAACUGCAAGUGAAAGGAAACCCACUACCGUGCACCUACACAGCGUUAUGGCGAGUGCGAUCAGGUUGCGACACUGAACGGACCUGUUCGGUUGUGAUACUUUUCAAGAAGAGUGCCGUUUUGUUAAUCCCCGAAUUAAUUAAUUCGCGAAAUCAGAGUGUAUUGGCCAGUUUGUUUGCACGCGAAAAAACUUCCCCGCCAAAGGGAAAGCACCAGCAGAACAGCCGCGCUUCAACGAAAUCCGAGUGGACAAGUGUGUAUAAUAAAUAAAUUAACACACUACCGCCGGCCCAACAUCUAUCUCACGGCGGAGCGUAAAAAUAAGAAGAAACAGGAUACCCCAUCAACAUCAGCAGCAGCCAUGAAGUCCGAAAUGGGCAGAAGUAGUAUCGGGCCCAAAUCCACGGCCGACGAGAAUUCCACAUCAUCGUCGGUCGGCGGCAGCAGUGCCACCAGUAACAGCAGCAACAGCAACAGUGCGGUCGUCGGGGAAGAUCUGAGCAGCAAUAGUGGAGGAGUAGUCUCCUCGAGCAGUAUCAAGUCGUCAUCGUUGAUUGGCGGUGUGGUGGGACUAACGUCACUGUCGCUGGGAGUCCCACAGCCGGCGCAUCAAGCCAGCAGCAUCAUUUUGACCCGAGCGUUCGCCUCCUUCGACGGCAUACACAGUGGUGUGCCCACCAAAACGACCCCCACCCUGACGCCGACCACGCUAAAAAACAUCGAGCAAACGUUUAUGGAACUGACGAACGAUACCUCGAGCAACAUUCCGUGCCAGGCCGGGUUCGUUCCGCCACCCUACAAAUUCGAGGACCACAGCCAAGACCUGGAGAAUAGCCGCGAGUCGAUGAGUUCGGUGUCGAACAGCUCCUGGCAGGUGACCCCGCCGCCCAUCAUUUCGGAGGACCUGGACUCGAAGUCCUCCAGCACUUCGUACGAGCGGGAAAUGACCGUCGCUCAGCCGCAGCUGCCGGCCGGCGUCGCACGUGGCGUUUCUCAAAUGGUGUCUAUGCCGCUCAACAUGGUGCAACAAAGUCCGUCACCUGCCGGCGGAAACCGCAAAACUCCAAGCCAACACUCUGAGUCCUCCACCCCUGCCACAUCUCGUCGCAACAUGGGUGGGCGUCGCCCUGCCAAAGCCAGCAACCUCUCACCCGAAGAAGAGGAAAAACGUCGCGUCCGCCGUGAGCGCAACAAACAAGCCGCGGCACGCUGCCGUCGCCGGCGUGAAGAUCACACCAACGAACUCGUAGACGAGACUGAUCUGUUAGAAAAGAAGAAACAAGCCCUCCAGGACGAAAUCAAGUCGCUACAACAGGAAAAAGAAGACCUAGAAUUUCUGCUCGAGUCCCACCGGGAGCACUGCCGCUUCCAAGGACGCCAAAGCCCACUGGAACGGAAACCUGUUUCCUUAGUCCAGCAACCCAUCAACACAGUCCAUCAGAACAUUAUCACGGUUAUCUCGGAUCACAAGGAACUUCCUACCAUGAAGAUCAAAGCGGAGCCGGAAGAAUACCUUGAACCACCAGCCAAAAAAUUAAUUCUCUCGACCUCCCACGGCGAUAGCCUUGAUACCCCGACGCCGACCAGCAUCGCGCCCGUCCUAACCAGUGUGAAUCUUCCGCGGCAGAUGCUGCCGGGCGCGGUUCCCAUGAGCGUUGCCAACGGACGCCCAGCACGGCCAGCCAGCCUGGACGUGAGGGCGACUACCGCCUUCCCGCUGCGCAACAUCACCUCGGACGCCGGCAUUGGCAUAUCGACACCCUCGAGCGGCCUCUUCAACUUCGAUAGUCUGAUGGACGGCGGUACCGGUCUAACGCCGGUCGCCGCCCCAAUCUCCCUCCAGGCGAAUCGUGGUCCACUGGAUCUGAUCACGCCCACCUGCAGUGAAUCGUCGAAGCUGUGCAGUCUGUGAGAAAGCCGCCAAACGAACACGGAACAGGAGGAACAUCAGGAAAAGCAAUUAAUGUUGACGUUUCUGCGAGAGCGUGCAUGCGACGAGAGAGACAGAGAGAGCCCAAGUCCUAUAUCAAAGAUGGCGUUGUGAUUUUAACUUUAAAGGUUCAUUUUUCUACACGUGGAAUAUUACAAAGACACAAAAGUCUAAAAAAUUCUAUCUAAGUGGUCGCCAUUUUGUAACUAGAUGUAGGAGUAAUUGUAUUUCAUUCAUUGGUUUUAAGUCUAUUAGCGUUUAAUUUUAGCCCAAUCCCAUCAAUUGGAAAAAGAUAACUAAAAAGAAUAUUUAUUAAUUUGUUUAUUUUUUAUUCAUCAAAACGAAUCAUUAUUUUAGUUUGUAACUAAGCGAAUAAAGAGAUGUAAAAACAUUCUUUUAAAAAGAAAACGAAAACGCAAAUGCUUUGGAUACUGUGCCUUUUUCCACCAGACAAAGAAUACCUUUUGAGUUAACCCUCUGACAGAAGUAAACACGUUAGGUUUUAGUAGUCGUAACCAUAAUUGAUAACCCGGGUAGAAGAAAAUAACAAAACAAUAUCAAGUUUUAAUCAUCAAUAUAUGAAUAAUUGAAUUACAAAACUUGAUAUUGGUAUUUGAUUUAAUUGCUUAAAUAACAAAACCAAUAACAGACAUUGCUCGGGUAAAUAACUCGAGAAUAACUAUUAUUUCUCAUUACAUCAACAAGUCAAUAGCUACCAACAUGUUGGCAUGUUGAAUACAUUGAUGAUAAAUGAAAAACAAAUCUUGUUAUGAUCGCAAAAUGUUUUAUAAAAUUGUUAUUUUGCUGUCUCGAAGUAUAACGAAGUAAUUUCUAGACUAGAUAUCAUAACAAAAUUUGUUAUUAUGAUUUUUUUGCUUUGUUAUUCCUCUCUACCCGGGUAAACAAUUUGAAAAAUUCAGUGCUAUCGCAAGUAUUAUAGAUCAAAAAUGAUUUCGCUAAUAACGAGCUCGCUCAAAUUUAGCCGCAAGCCCAUUGACGAAAAGUUUUUAACAUAUAGAAUAACGAAAGAGAAGUGAGUAAUGCAUAGAAGUGAACGAUACAGAACGCAAUAAUGCAGAAUUAUUUACAAUUUAUUUCAUCUACACGCGAUCGAACAAUUCGAACGGAAUUCUGAGGCGAAGUGUACACUUUUGAGAGGUCGCUUUUGGCUUUUUCUGGGUAUUUUUGUUACAAGGAAAUCGAAGAAGUACUGGCAACACAAGUGAUACCGAGCUCAAGAAUUCAGAGAAUAUCCGGAGAGUACGGUGAGCAGUUUAUACAUGCAGAGGUUGGGAACGUGAGAGCCAUAUUAUUGAUAAUAACGAAUACAAUUGAUACCAAAUAGCUGCUGCAAUAAGAAGAA
Molecule: messenger RNA, 3519 nt
Organism: Armigeres subalbatus
Lineage: Eukaryota; Metazoa; Arthropoda; Insecta; Diptera; Culicidae
Gene: kay
Product: transcription factor kayak
Exons: 4
Coding region: 588-2138 (516 amino acids)
Biological process (GO): regulation of transcription by RNA polymerase II
Cellular component (GO): nucleus
Molecular function (GO): RNA polymerase II cis-regulatory region sequence-specific DNA binding; DNA-binding transcription factor activity, RNA polymerase II-specific
Source: RefSeq, a predicted model, not a curated record